This is a messenger RNA of Aricia agestis (brown argus), 619 nucleotides long. It is a transcript of the gene SmD1, whose product is annotated as probable small nuclear ribonucleoprotein Sm D1. The record is from RefSeq and is a predicted model, not a curated record. NCBI's taxonomy places the organism in Eukaryota, Metazoa, Arthropoda, Insecta, Lepidoptera, Lycaenidae. Bases 81 to 458 code for a protein of 125 amino acids. Gene Ontology annotation, cellular component: U12-type spliceosomal complex; pICln-Sm protein complex; catalytic step 2 spliceosome. The transcript has a single exon. Gene Ontology annotation, biological process: spliceosomal snRNP assembly; RNA processing. Gene Ontology annotation, molecular function: RNA binding.
AAAAAAUUGUAGGUUAUAAAAAUAGAAAAGACGCUUCAACUAUUUUUACUUAAAUUAAGUGUUAUAACUAAAUUAUAAAAAUGAAAUUGGUUCGCUUUUUGAUGAAGCUAAGUCAUGAGACUGUGACAAUCGAAUUGAAAAACGGUAGCGUAGUCCACGGCACGAUUACCGGUGUCGAUGUUGCGAUGAACACGCAUCUAAAAGCUGUAAAAGUGACGCUCAAAAACAAAGAGGAGUUGCAGUUGGAGACUCUGAGUAUACGUGGUAAUAACAUAAGAUAUUACUUGCUACCCGACAGUUUGCCCUUAGAGACCCUGUUGAUUGACGAUGCUCCUAAAGGCAAGGGCAAGCGGGAAGGUUUCCCGAGGGGUGGCAGUAGGGGCGGCAGAGGAAGGGGCCGUGGAGGUCGCGGUGGGCCCAGAGGAGGACGCGGGGGCCGCGGAAGAGGCCGUCGAUAAACGAGAGAAAAGUUUCGUGAAAUGCAUUUUGUGAUUACUCAUACGUCUCAGUCAACCGAGUGUUUUUUCGUAAGCUACCGCUAGCUAUUCCAUCUUCAAAGUUAACUGUAAGUUUGUUAGAUCUAAGGUAACAUUAUAAUAUCUUAAUACAUUUGUAAAAA